GCUUAUUUAGAAAUGCAAACUGCGAUUACUUGGAGAAUCCUCAGCGAAUAUUUAUCGAUCGCCAUGACCUCGCUCUACUGACCCGUUGAUUUUACGGACCGACCGUGCGACAUGGAAAAGACAAGGACGUGUUUUAAGCCCGGACUUGGUUGUUGGGUGGUUGUAUGGGUCGUUAUUGCCACUAUCUCUCUUGUUUUAUCAUAUGCCAUUGCUCGCUCGAAUGGACAUAUCUCGUUCUUUGUUCCAGCUAUAAGUGACACAACUUCAAAGAACCCUGAAGGAGCGGUUUUUGCCCAGUUAUUUAACACUACGGCCCUUAUAACUUUGAUUUUGAUCGCUAUUCGCUACUUCCAAGUUAAAAUGAUAAAUAGGCAAGUGGAUGGUGGGGAAUCGUCGCAUUUAUCCCAACUCAACUCACUGAGUAUUGUUUUCGGCAUUGGGGGCGCGCUGGGCGCCUCACUGGUAGCGAAUUUCAAGUCUGUAGAGGUAAGUUUUCAAAACCAGUUUUGUUUCAGUUAUUUUACCGUCCAUCUUAUUAUAGCUAGCGUUCAUUCUAUUCAAGACUUUCAUAAGAAUUUUGAAUCGUUAAGUUAUCAUGAUUUUUUAAGUUCUGAAAGUCAUUUAAUUUGGCGGUAAAUUUAUACAGUUAAGAAAUAUAGAUUAGGAAAUUUAUGCGGCUUUAACGCGCGGGAACUGAAUUUAGGUCAUUAAACGUAAAUGUACCGAACUCCCGGACAUCCAGAUUUCUUCAACUGUUUUUUUCUGUCGUAUAUCAUUCUAAAGGGAUUAAAAUUGUUUGCUUUCAGUUGUCGAAUGUACCUUUACUGUUAGUAGUUGAUCUCUCAGCUCAGAUCCGCUCGAACGAGCUAAUGACUACUUUUAUUAACCAAGAUGUUUUUCCUUUACAAGUGCUCAUCCACGUACAGGAAACUGUCAAAAGCAUUCAGGAGUCCUAUGAACUUUGAGCAAACUUUUUCAUAAUUAACCUUUUUUUUUGCAUUCAGCCAAAUUUUAGCACAACCAGUCAUUCAAUCUCUCCGACUAUACAUUUGCUUCAAAAUUAUUAAUUAUUCGACUUCUAUUCAACUUCGCUGAAUGGACUGAAUGGUUGCCUAAUUGAAAAUCUUUCUCAGCCUUUGUAAUUGUGCGAAAAUUUACGCUAUAGUUUUUGGCCGUUUGACGGCUUGGUUUGCUCGAAGUAGAGCGCAAUAUUGUUUUCAUAAGACAUAAUUAAAAUUAAUACACCAAGAAUAAAAAGAAAAGCAAUUGGAGAUGUUUGUUAUUUUCACCGGAAGGUUGGUUUCUGCGGAAACUUUUCUUUUCUCCUGUUACCUAGAAACUGCCACGCUGCAUAAAAAAAACUGUGUUAUUCCUUUUUAAUCUUAAUGUAGAUUUUAAAAAGCCCUCUCUUCCUUUUCCUGGGAAGGCUAGCUUUUCCCAGAACGUAAUUAGUUUCAAAAAUUGGUGCAACUACAAUACAGACUACAUUCGAAACCGUGUUUGUUAUUGACUUGCUUGGCUGGGCAGUGAUUAUGGAAAACGAAAAAUACAUGAGAUGGGAGUCAUUUGUGGCUCGGCAGUAGGCAGAAAGAACAAGGUAAACGUAGUAACAGUGGCAGUGGACCAGUAGUCUUAUAUUUUGGUCCGUUUAGCAAGAGAGUGGAUGGCGGCCUAGUUUACUGAUAUAAUUGGUGGCUCAUCUCAUCCCACAGUCGAUUCUUCUGAAGUUCAGUUUCGCUCGGGCGUAAGUCGAUUCGCCCGAUGACAAACAACACGGAUUAUCACAUAAGUUUUUUAGUUAAGCUUGGAUUCUCAGUGCUGCUAUUGCCAAAAAAAGGUCCAGCGAUCUGAACGAUCUUAGCCACGAUCUCGAUAAUCACAUGAAUGUUUUGUGUGAAGCUUACUUAGAAAUACAAACUUAGAAACUGCGAUUAUUUGGAGAGGCUCAGCGAAUAUUUAUCGGUCGUCAUGACUUCGCUGACCCGUUGACUUUACGGACCGACCGUGCGACAUGGAAAAGACUAGGACGUGUUUAAAGCCUGGACUUCGACUUUGGACCUAUAUAGCGUUUAAACUAAAGCGUCAAGAGAAAAUACAAUCCUAACCAACAAAGCCGUGAUGUUUGCUUCGGAAAUAGCCGGCAAUUCGGCAGAGCUCAGAUAACCAAAUGAAAGCUUGUUUCCGCUCAUCUGAUAAUUCUAAAAAGGAGUUCUGGCGUGCAAACCCUUGUAGGGACGCGUCCAUCCCAGUAUAGAUUAGAGUUAAGGCAAGAUAAUUUCUUUUCUUACCAGCCAAAUUCUGAUGCUUUUCUCGGAGAAGAGAAUUUAGUCACUAGCAACGCUUCUGCUUUCCGGAUCGAUUCUGAUAAUUCAAGAGAACUAAACUUAAAUUAAAUUACAUGUAGAAGCACAAAAGCGACAAACCUAAGCUUUUGUUUCGUAGGAUAUUUUUGAAAGGGCAGGAAUUAAGUUUUGAGGUGCUAAGAAAACAGAGAGGUGAGCUUCGUAUUUUGUUCAGAGGUGUCGAUAACAACAGGUUAUACUGGCAAAAAAUCUAAUGUAAAACUCAACUAAUUUCCUACGUAUGGUUCUAAUCCUGGGUGACCGGUGCUUGUUAUGCCGCUUUCCAGCCCCUUCCACCCACGCCAUCACCUUCCCGCUUCUAAUAUUAAACACAGUGUGUCAUGAUAUGAUUCAUCCCGUCUAUGCCUUUUUGUUAUUGCCAUACAGACAAUAGUGGACGUUUCAGCAUCUGUCUUGUGUCCGGUCAAUAAUCCACAUUUCAAAUUUGGCGAUCGAUUGAAAAAGAGUUUGUGACGUUGGCUUCGUGUGGCGCAAACAAUACAGAAAAUACGAAUGAAAUUAACAGUUUUAAAAUCAAAAUAUAUGUCAACAGCCAGUUUAGAAGAGUUCUACAGCUGUAGGUAUAAACUGCCCAACUUCAGCUGUCUAACAAGGUUUUUAAAUAUUCUUAGCAUCUGAUAAUCAUGUCUUGACUAAUAAUUAUAAGUUCCACCCUGAUUACUGGCAGGAUGUACUUUUUAAAUUUCUGACAUCCCGUUUCCUCGUUCGCCUUUCAGGCUCCAGUUUCCUUGGCUGUAACUUUUCAUUUCCUUGUUUUCAGAAACUAGCGGCCGCUGACAACAUCUUUUGUUUCUUUGAACGGAAACAGAAUGCAUUCGUAACAGAAACGUACGGUGAUCAGGAUUUUUAAUUAAAACUAAACUUCCAUGAUUCAAAGCAAAUACUUUUGAAGAAUCUGUAUUUUAAUUCCAGGACCAAUGUCACCAGUUCCCAACUCUAUCAGUAGUUUGGUACAUUUUUCGAUUCAAUAUACUGUUUACGUCCACUGCCGAAAAUAUCAAUGUGAUUUAGCAGCAGCUGGCUGGGAGGAAACGGAAUUUACUUGUAAUUGUUAAAUUUAAACUUAUCGAGUUCUUCCCCGUCCUUCAAAAAUCAAUACUGAUUUUGAUUUGUUCCUUUAAUAUAGACACUGUUUUUUCCUUCAUUUUCUUAGAUCAAAUUAAAAUGACGGAAAUGAUAGCUGAAGCUACCAAACUAUACAUUAUAUAUUCAGGGGCACCCAACGGCAAUUUUCGGAAAAUAUCUGUUCGGAAGGCGAUUUGAGAUCUAGAAUUUUCGGAACGUUUGUUGUAAAAUUUCUUGUUUGCCUGCCUCUCCUAGGAUUUUCGAACAUCUACAAAAUGGUACAAUUACCCACUUUUAACGGAUUUUUACCCUAAAAAAGGCCACCUAGGAUUUUCAGGAACCUUUUCCUGGUUGAAAUUUUCGAAAAGGUAAGUUUUGAUCCCUAUAAUUUUCGGAUCACUAGACUUUCAGCUAGGAAAUCCGAACAAAUGAAAAGUUUUUAGGGGAUUAAAAUAUGCCUAUAUCUACCGUGUAAAUACUAAAAUACGUUCAACAGUGCUAUGUUAAGUGGUUUUGAACUAUAUCCUCGUUGCAGGGUGCCGCUGUAUAUUGCCCGUGUAUCACGUUCUGUAGUUGCUCCGCGAUCCGUAGCUUUUAACACAAAAAUGACAAAAACAGAAGGGUCUACUCUUUAUCAUACAACAUAGCACCUUAAUUCAGCGCGGUUAGUCAGUUUGCUGGGAAUUUUCUCGUUUUUUAGCGGGGAAGCUUUCGAGCCCUAAAAACAAGCUAACCUAAUGCAACACGUCCUUCUAAAAGUUGAUCUGCGCGGGCAGAAAACCUGUCGAUACUUAUAGACUUAACAACUGCGGCACCGAAGUUAUUCUUAUAAGACAUAGUUGCUGCUUUGUAGCAGGGAAGUUUGUUACUAAAAUCUGCAUGUUGAGAAACGACACAGGAUACAAGAUUUUUAACGCAUGGUUCCGAACAUAAACACAUCAUCUUUCCCUUUAAUUUCCAGCCUUUCUGACUCAUUUGGUCAGUCAAAUCCAUAGCAAAAUAAGCGUUUCUUCAGUUGACAAUGUAUGUUCCGGGUCGAAUAUUAUUUGUGUACCUCUCUCAAAGCAGGCAAUUCUGAAAUUCAAGUUGUGAUCUGCGAAUCUUACGGAUUUUAUUUAGGGAAAAACCAUUUACUUUAUUUUCUUUAUUCUUUCCAAGGAUAACGAUGACGCGGUUGGUAUUGUUCACGUGAUCGGAGCCGUGAUCCUUUUUACCAGUGGUGCUGGGUAUUGUUGGACCCAGACCGUCGCCACCCAUCAACUGACGAAAUUCAGCUCUGAAAGCAGACCUGUCUUCACCGUUCGCCUGGUCAUUUCAUGCGUUCUUACAUUAAGUGCCCUAAUAUUUUUUAUCUGCGAAGGGCUAACCUACCAUAGUUCUUUGAAGCACGAAUCUUCUGUACAGAUCGUUGGAAACUUGUUUGAAUGGUUGGCUGCGUGGUGCUUUGGGCUGUAUGCCUUGUCGUUCUUCAAGGAAUUUCAAAAUCUAUCUUUGAGGAUCCAAUGUAUACCUAGAUGCGGUGGCAAGAGCAGCGACGCCCUUAAGUAUUCUACCAUACCUGUCUCGGGUAUUGAUGAAAAUAUUACGGACAGUGAUUAAUGUAUAAGUAACUAAUAGGUAACAAUAUUAAUUUUAACUCUGUCAUUUCCACGCAUGGAAAGUUAAGAAUCAAAACUGCUAAUUAUCACAUUACCCCUCAGUCAUUGUACUGGAUAAAAAGAUUUAAAUUGAUUAAAAUCAACUAUUUGUUAUUAAGGAUUAACAAGACAGAUCAGUACUAUGCACGAAGCACUAUGUGCUUGCCUUAAAGCUUAAUUCAACCCUUAACUUUUUAUUUCAGGCAGCCACACUUAACUAAAGCUUGCGCCUUUACUCAUUGAUGACUGAAUUUCAGCUCAGUCUCAGUAUAUGACAAUUUUAAAAUCAUUUCAAUUUAUUUAAAUUAUCAAGUGUGUAAAUAUGAAAAUGUAAAUCAACCCAGUUUAAUUUUCAUAUGUUUUGCGACUGUUAUUAUUUAAUGCUACGAAUUGUGAAUUAUUUUUGUAAGAUCUAUAGUUAGUGUUUGUUCUAACUUAUUCAAGAGUUGUGGCUAGCGUGGG
This is a messenger RNA of Porites lobata, 5527 nucleotides long. Lineage: Eukaryota; Metazoa; Cnidaria; Anthozoa; Scleractinia; Poritidae. The record is from the annotation of a GenBank genome assembly.